Ascoidea rubescens DSM 1968 is the source of this 1350-nucleotide messenger RNA. RefSeq names its product complex I 24 kDa subunit family protein. Gene Ontology annotation, molecular function: NADH dehydrogenase activity. The coding region runs from base 116 to 886 and encodes 256 amino acids. Lineage: Eukaryota; Fungi; Ascomycota; Saccharomycetes; Ascoideales; Ascoideaceae. The transcript has a single exon. The record is from RefSeq and is a predicted model, not a curated record.
AAAUAUCAGUGUAUCAGUGUAGAGAAGAAGAAUAUAGUAACAGUGGGACAGUCAAAAAAUUAGCGUAGCAGUAUCAUAGAAUAAUAGUAUAGUAUAAUAUAAUAUCAGAGCCAGGAUGUUUUUGAUUCGCAGACAACUUUCCAAUUCCUUACCUAGAAUAAUAAAGACAAACUCUCCUUCAUUUGUCCACAAAUCUUUAAAAGGUUCUUUAGAGACUUCUUUAUUGAUCAAAAGAACUUCUAUUAUUUCAGUGCACAGAGACUCUUCGGAUGAUAAUCCAGAUAUACCUUUUGAAUUUAAUGAGGAGAACAAAGUUCGUGCCAAAGAGAUAAUCGCCAAAUAUCCUUCUCAAUAUAAAAAAAGUGCUGUUAUGCCAUUAUUAGAUCUCGGUCAAAGACAAGUUGGUUUUACUUCUAUUAGUGUGAUGAACUAUGUUGCCAAACUACUCGAUAUGCCACCAAUGAGAGUCUACGAGGUUGCAACAUUUUAUACCAUGUAUAAUAGACACCCAAUGGGAAAAUAUAAUAUUCAAGUUUGCACGACAACUCCAUGCCAGCUAUGCAAUUCAGAUUCAAUUAUGGAAACAAUCACAUCAUAUUUGAAAAUCAAACCAGGACAAACAACCCCCGACAAAUUAUUCACAUUGCAAGAGGUUGAGUGUCUUGGUGCCUGUGCAAAUGCACCAAUGAUUGCUAUUAAUGAUGAUUAUUAUGAAGAUUUGACUUCUGAAAAAGUAGUAGAAAUUUUAAAGUCUUUCCAAGAAGGAAAACCUACAGAAGCUGGCCCAGUCAGUGGUAGGAAAUCAAUUGAACCAUUAGGUGGCCAAAAGGUUUUGCUAAGUCCUGAACCAAAUGAUAUUAGAAACUUCACCAGAAGUGAUUUAUAGUUUUAUUAUUAAUUAUAAUAAAACUACAAUAAAACCACAAUACAACCACAAUAAAAAAAUGAAAAUGAUAAUUAAAAUUAAAAUUGAAAUUAACAAUAAAACAAUAAAAAAAUGCACACAUUGAUACAAUGCAGCCUGAUAUUAACUCAGCCAGAUCAAAUAAUUUAUCCUAUUUAAUGAUUUCUAUACUAUUUCUUUCUACCUACUUUCUUAUCUUUAUUUAUCUAAAUUUUUUUUCUUCUUAAAUUAUUGUUUAUUUAGUUGUCUGCAAUGUGUUGAAUUUCUAGCAGCGUUUAUAUCUCAUAUCUAGUUUAUAUAUUCAGUUUAUAAAUUAAUCGACUUCCAUAUUUAUUAUUCACUAAGAUUGAUUCUUAUUAAUAUCAUAUCCACUCGCUUUUUCCCAAACCGGUUCACAUUGUCAAACGUUUUUUUUUUCGUACCGGAUCUGUGAAAUUCAAAAAAUG